Messenger RNA from Lethenteron reissneri (Far Eastern brook lamprey), 4212 nucleotides. RefSeq names its product ciliary microtubule associated protein 1A-like. Gene Ontology annotation, cellular component: cytoskeleton. The record is from RefSeq and is a predicted model, not a curated record. Lineage: Eukaryota; Metazoa; Chordata; Hyperoartia; Petromyzontiformes; Petromyzontidae.
AUAAGGCGACCGGCGAUUUAAAAAGUGCGUAUCCGUGAGUUUGACUCCGUUACUUUAUCGGGAACGAAACACGAAACCCAACCGGGUUUGGGUUUGAGGUUCGGUGGUUCUGCCAGAACCACCUUCGCCGUGAACUUGACCGCAAAGCUUCGUGCGUUCGACUAUUGGGGGACAAAUCCUCACCCCCGCCGCCACCAACUCCCUGCUGGGUGUGAAAUACCAUCGUGCCGGAGCCGUGAAGAUGAGCAUCACCGCUGACCCGUAUGUCGGCUCCUGGAGGCCCCACCGUCGCCGUGGCCCCAUCGCCGCCCUUUACAGCGGCCCUGGUCCCAAAUACGCGCUCCCUGGAGUCACAGGCCACAGCCUGCACGACCCGACCAAGUUUAAGAACCCGGCGUACAGCUUCGGCUCCCGCCACGCUCACUUCAAGGAGGACACCUCCCCGGGGCCGUGCUACCUGGUCCCGUCUGCUUUGACACGCACCGGCCGCGCCGGAACACCGCACUACUCGCUGUACGGGAGGCCUCGCGAGCUAGGCCUGUUCAAGACGCCGGGGCCAGGGAGUUAUUCCCCGGAGAGAGCAGGCACCGUGGCUUUCCGUUCAGCACCCUCCUACUCACUUACUGCUCGGACCGACAGCUUCCAUCGUGACCAGACUCCCGGGCCUGCCAAAUACAUGCUGCCGGCCAUGCUCGGUCCCCACGUGAUCAAUAAGUCUUCCGCGCCAACCUACUCGCUGUCGAGCCGCGGCAAGAUCGGCAGCUUUCACGAGGAUUUGCAAAAGACCCCUGGGCCAGGCACAUACCACAUGGUGGAGUCCAACACUUACCGGAACAAGCCGCCGCAGUACAGCCUGACGGCCCGCAACAGCUUGCCGGGUGAUACCACUCGCAAGCCUGGCCCGGGUGCCUACAGCCCAGAGAAGGUGACGUUGACACAUCUCCAGGCGCCAGGAUAUUCCUUUGGACUGCGCCACUCAGACUAUGUGGCUCCUCUCAUCAUUCAUACGGAGGAAUAAAAGGACCCCAGGCUAUCCCACCCAAGGAGUCCCCAUCCACAGCAGAUCCAGGGCAAUUAACAAUACAGUACCGGCACAUUCUGGAAUCGAUUUCAAGCAGGAACAAUAUUUAUUUUUCAUAGAUCAAGAUCUAGAGCAAUCAGUGGGCUCCUACUGCCCUUGUCGGAGAGCCAGCACUUGCUGUGUUUGGGCUCUGCUCCUGGCUGGGAAUAAUUAAACCGACCUUUCAAACAUAUCAAUUUCAUGGUCUCAGCACGGUUACCAGUCACCCUAUAAAAAGAUGAUUAUAUGAGUAGUUAUUCACGUAAUUUAGAAAAGCGCCUCUCUGUGGGACAAAAUAUUUAUCUCGCGCGAUUGAAAUGAGGUGAACCACUCUUUACGGAGCGCAACAGAAAGGCGUCUCCAGUGUUACGUGUGAGAAGCCUGUUCAAGUGAAACCCACGGUAAGUAGUUGUGUCACAUUCGGGAACCAUUUCCUGACGUGAGGCAAUGCGUGCUUCGUGUUCAGAAGGAUAUUUGUUCUCCAAUUCAUGAAUAGGCUUUGGCAUUCGAAUUCCAUUUUUUUUAAAGUCAAGAUGACGGCGUUGUCACGUCUAAUGUCAACAAGUGUGCCAUUAAUGGUAGAAAACAGUCCAAUCGUUUCCAUCCUCGUUCGCAGAUUGACAUUUGAUAUCCACAGUCGCAGUACUCAUCCCGCGCAUUGAAAUCGGGUUUUUAUUUUUGGUCACUGACCUUUUUUGGAUGCCACUGAAACGCCUGUCUUGGUGACCCAGCCUUCAGCACAGUACUUGGUUAGGUCAACGGGAGACCGAUGUAUCCUUUGCAUCAUAGGCACGCUGACAGUAUGUCUCCUCUACAUGUCUAUCUCUCCGCGUGAAAAAAAACACAUCGAUAUAUUUUAUACAAUCCAUUGGCUGCACUGGCCUUUGGGAGUACAUCAUUUCAGCAGAAAUUGAUCCCGUGCGAGCAGACAAACUCUGAACCAGUUUUCUACAUAGUGUCAUCAAUAUUGUCGGCUUUGCUUGAAUAUGGUUCUCGUAGUUCAAACACAAAAUCACAUAAAAUAAAAGCUGGGCAGAGGUUUUUCUUUUUUUUCGCACUGCAUCAAUAUUGCUGAAACGAUGCACUCCCAGAAGGCCAUGGGGCUGAUGGGUUGUGUAAAAAUAACUUUUAUAUUAUGUCGAGAGACAUAUAUGACAGGAGAUGUAUUGUAUGCUUCAUUAUUUUGUUAUUUACAUAAUCUUCAACAAUGUAAAUGAUUCUUUUUGUGUUACCUACGAGGAAUUUAACACACGUGAUGUCAUCUGGCAAUUGACGUCAUUUUUGGCAGGAAAAUAACAGACGUGACAUAAUGUGAUGUCAUUUAAGGUGACAUCAUACCUUUACACCAACCCAAUAAUACAUUUAUUUAUUUGGAUCGUCCAACAUUUCAUAUCUAGGGGUAGUUUCCAUAUUUUUCGAUUUUAUUUUGUAAAUCAGUAACACGCCCCAACUACCUACUAAUGCCUUGCUGAGUCACUCAGUCCUGAAGACGUUGAAAGGGGAGCCUGUUUGGGAUGCUGGCCAAUGCAGGGUCAGGUGGUGCACACCGCGUCAGUGCUUGGAGGGUUUCGUGGACUAUGGAAAUGUGUGAUACUGUCAUACCCGAUGGGCCGCUCGGUGGCCAGCAGACGAGGGUAGAACAUGGAAUAGUUUGUUACCUGCCUGGGCGAACCUUCCAGUGCCGUCCACUCUUAAAGAACGGGUUUUCUCCGAGUGCUCCGUAUAUAGGAAAUACUCUUUUAAAAAAAGCAUUGGCCAAACAUUACAUUUGCAGGAGCCUCCCGAAAUGACAUCCGAGACUAGGUUAAGCUUUCCUGGGUAAAUCAAUUCUAUUAUUAUAUAUUCCAUGGACUAUUUAUGCUUGUCACGAUAUCAACGGGUAUGAGAGAACACCCAAACUUUGCUAAACUGGUUCAAGAUCAAGAUGUCACCAACACCAUAGCCGUCACCGCACCUCGGCCGUAGAUUUCCUACCCUCUGCACGUGGUCUCGCAGCUGCUGCACAGAAAAGACACAUUUACAAAUUUAAAAAGUAGUAUCUCAACUGCCCAGCAAAUCACUUUCUCACAUAAUGCUGUAUGUGUUUAAUGCAAUUAGAUUUGAUCUCUCAUUUUAUUCUCAAUUUUUCUCUCGGGAGUAGAAUCAAAUUGAAAUGAUGAAAUGUUCGUUCUUGAAUCCUACGGGAGCAGUCGAGUAUCGUAUAUCACUUUAAUAGGCCCUCUCGACAACACAAUUCAGCAUUGAGUAAUUUGACUUCUGUGUCUUACGUAAGUGUAACAUGUUUCAGUCCAUCGGCGUAUUGGCCUUCGAGCCACAUUUACGUGCACCAUGUGUGUGAGUAAACAGAGCCUUGGGCAAGUUUUGAUUCUAGGCAGAUACUGCUGGAUUUAUCAGAUGUUCUUGGCAAGGGUGCUCACUUCGAACGAAUGGGCCUUCUGGCAUCACAUUUUUAAAUGAUAUUGUUUAAAAACCCAUACACAGUAAUCGCACGUUGUGAGCCAUUGCAUAAAUAAACAAUUACAUUCUAUGGCAUUCAUAAUUGAACUAAUGUAUUUUAUUUCAUUACCCACAAUGCUCCCCCCCCUCCCACCACAGUGCAUGAGUUCAGCAUUAGCUUGCGCACUGUAAACAGUGGUUCACCGCGCAGAUGUCAUUGUGAGCUCCCUUCGCGCUCUCGUGCACGAGUUAUUAAAAGCAAAAACGAAAUCUUAAAAAAAAUGUGUUUCAUGUGAAUUUAGUCAAAAGGAAUCCCCCCAGAAUACGUAGAAAUACCUUCACGAAUUUUAUCCGCGAAUCUCCGAUGGUGGUCGUUACGGGGUGGUCACUGAGCUCCCACCGUGCGCCUCGGGCUUCCAAUGCCAAAACUCUCAGCUUUACCCAACGCCUGUCCACCACUUGGUUGCCAAACCGAACGGAUGGUGCUCCAAAUGCCGAGACGUGUGUCGCCGUGGCUGAAAUGCCAACAGAUGUUCGCAGUUUCACCGCAGUGGACGUGGUGUGCCCGGGAGGAGUGGGAUAGAUAUCCAGGCACUUCAAGUUUUUUUUAAAUUGCUGAGCAAAUUUGUCCCACUUGAAUGCACCCCCCACCCCCUCGUCAAUCAACACAAGUUGUUCUCAGUGAAUGUUAUUAAAUAUGAAUACGUGUCCGUUUG